UUCGGAACUAUUCGAGUGGAGUGUGCGUGUGUUGUUGUUGUCGCGUAAUUAGCAUGCGUUUUUGUUACUAUUACUGUUACUGUUGCAUGUAAUUAACGCUUGUAAUACGAAUCACAGGCGCAUUUAACACUCUCUGCAUAUUGAUUUCUGGUCAUAAAGCACAGACCAAGUGGCCACAGUGUGUUUCAAAGAAAGUAAUAGAAAUUAAUAACAAAGUGCUUUAGUUAGGCUAAAAUGUCGAGCAAUUUGGAUGUUGAGCAGCAGGCUGUGGCGGCAAGCUCCGAUGCCAAGGCGGAGCCCGCUGUGGUGGAAGUAAAGACCACGAUCAUGACUGUGGCGCCAACCUUAGCGGCUGCAGCUACAAAUGGCGAAAAUAAUGGCACGGCGACAGAGCCUAAGCAAUCCACUACCAAAACUCCAGCUGCAACAACAACAACAACAGCCAUUGCAGAACAAGUGCAGACAACCAAUGCAAGUGCGGCCACUAAUAAAGACAAAACCAAUAUGGAUCCAUCACUGAUUAACUUUAAGGUGCUUUAUGUGGUGACGCAGCUGUGCGGCCUCACCAUGAUCGUGCUGGUGGGCACAUGGAUUGGAGAGCAUUUCGGUGGCUUAGCUGGCACAGAUAAUCCAAAACAGGAGUUCAACUGGCAUCCGCUGUUUAUGACCAUUGGCUUCAUCUUCCUCUAUGGCAACUCCAUACUCAUCUAUCGUGGUUUUCGCACAACCAACAAGAAGACAUUGAAGCUCACCCACGCCAGCAUUCACAUGGCUGCCUUCAUUUUGACAGUCAUUGCGCUGAAGACGGUCUUCGAUUCGCAUAACUUGGCCAAUCCCCCGAUACCGAAUAUGUAUUCGCUGCACUCGUGGCUGGGCUUGUCCGCUGUGCUGAUCUUCUGUUUGCAGUAUGUGGCCGGGUUUAUGGCCUUUUUGGUGCCGGGCAUGAAGGAGAACUACAAGAUUGCGUUAAUGCCACUCCACAUUUACUUUGGAUUGUUUGGCUUCGUCUUGGCUAUUGCUAGUGCUUUAAUGGGUCUCACCGAGAAGGCCGUCUUUGCCAUUCCAAAUUAUUCCGAGUUGCCCUCUUCCGGCGUGCUGACCAACAUCAUCGGAGUACUUUACGUUAUCUUUGGCUGCUUGGUUGUCUACCUGGCCACGGAGCCAUCGUACAAACGCAAACCCUUGCCCGAGGAUACUGCCCUGCUGUCCACGAGCAACCAGUAGGCGGCUCUGAGUGGAAAAUGAAGCAACGGCAUUUCAGCAAGAGAGCGAAAAAGAUAGGAGAGAUAGAGAGAGAGAGAGAGAGAGAGAGAGUAAGAGAGUCCCCUCAACCAGGCUCGAGCAGCUGUUAAUAUUUGAAAUUUUAGUUCAAAACUGUGCACAAAAACCCGAGUGGUGCUUUUUUCUCAAAAUGUUUUCUAUGACAAAAUGUUUAACUUAUGCUAUUUGUAUUGUUGACAUGCAUGUUUUACUUGUAUUGCUUUAAAUAUUACAUAUAUUUAUAAUACGUAACAGCAAUUAUUAUAUACAUAAACCAAAUAUCUGGCCGCGUUUAGGAAUGUGUGCAGCAUAUAUGUACGUAUGUGUUAUAUAAACUAUCUAAUAAAAACCAUCUAAAUGAUGUUAAACCAUAA
Messenger RNA from Scaptodrosophila lebanonensis, 1634 nucleotides. Its product is annotated as cytochrome b reductase 1. Bases 235 to 1224 code for a protein of 329 amino acids. NCBI's taxonomy places the organism in Eukaryota, Metazoa, Arthropoda, Insecta, Diptera, Drosophilidae. The transcript has 4 exons. The record is from RefSeq and is a predicted model, not a curated record. Gene Ontology annotation, molecular function: oxidoreductase activity.